UGUUAUUACUUUCAAAGUUUUCGAGGGCUUCGCUUCGGAAGAUAAUUUGAAAUUUGGCCCCAAAAAAGGUCCCAAAAAAUUAUUUUUUCCUCCAUAUCUUGACCGCAAGACAACGCCGAGGGCUUACGGUAGCAGUAUGCGAGAAAAUUCUACCAACUGAAGUGGAAAACACUCGGUUUAUCGAGCUUGAAUGAAGGCGGUCAUUGAAGUUUCGCGGCUUUGAAUUUCCAUAUUCGAGAACUUUACGCUCUAGAUUUAUGUAUGGUUUAUAAGAUUUUAUACUCAAGAUGGUAAUCGUAUCUAAGGGGGAACAUGUUUGGCUUGACAUUACAAAUGGAGGUGAGUUUGACCUGCCUAUCGGCGGUAUGGUCAAGAUGGCCGAUACGGGACAGGUACAAGUCGUUGAUGAUGAAGGCAGAGAACAUUGGAUUAAAGCAUCCAUGUCCAAGAAACUCAAAGUCAUGCAUCCCUCAAGUAUAGGAGGAGUUGACGACAUGAUCCAGCUUGGUGAUCUGAAUGAAGCAGGGAUGCUGCACAAUUUGUAUGCCAGAUAUUAUCGCCACCAAAUUUAUACUUACACUGGAUCUAUUCUUGUGGCUGUCAACCCCUAUCAACUAUACCCAAUAUAUGAUGCCGAGCAUAUCAAGAAAUACAAGGACAGAAAACUAGGAGAGUUGCCUCCGCACAUCUUUGCCAUUGCCGACAAUGCUUAUAACUUCAUGAAGAGAGAACAACAGGACCAGUGUGUCAUUAUAAGUGGAGAAAGUGGAGCAGGCAAAACAGAGUCUACCAAGCUAAUUCUCCAAUAUCUAGCAGCUGUUAGUGGCAGGCAUUCUUGGAUUGAACAACAAAUCCUGGAAGCCAACCCUAUCUUAGAAGCAUUUGGAAAUGCCAAAACAAUCAGAAAUGACAACUCCAGUAGAUUUGGCAAGUACAUUGAUGUUCAUUUUGAGAGGUCAGGAGCCAUCGAAGGAGCAAGGAUUGAACAGUAUCUGCUUGAGAAAUCAAGAAUUGUGAAUCAGAUGCGUGAUGAAAGGAACUACCAUAUAUUCUAUCGAAUGCUUGCUGGUAUGACAGAUGAGGAGAAACGUGAAUUUCACCUAACCGAAGCCUCUCACUACAACUACCUCACCCAAGGGGGAUGUAUCAGCUGUGAAGGAAUGGAUGACAAGGAAGAGUUUAUCAUCAUCAAAGCAGCCAUGAAGGUUUUGCUGUUUGUUGAUGCAGAAGCAAAAGCCAUUUUCAAGCUUUUGGCUGCCAUUUUAUACUUGGGAAAUCUAGAAUUUGAAGGAGCAGAAAAGAGUACAGUAGAAGGUUGUGAUGUCAGUAAUGAUGACACAGGACAAACUGCAGCCAAACUCCUAGAGGUACAAUAUAAACAUCUAACGAACGCGUUCACCAGCAAGUCAACUUUUGCUCGAGGCGAGAUGAUUUUCUCUCCCGUGUCUAUCGAGAAGGCCAAAGACGUCCGUGACGCCUUUGUCAAGGGCAUCUAUGGGCGUAUUUUCGUCUGGAUCGUUAAUAAAAUCAACAAGGCAAUAUUUAAGCCAAAGGAGUACGAAAAUGCAGUGCGGACAUCUUUUGGAGUCCUGGAUAUCUUUGGUUUUGAGAAUUUUAACCAUAACAGCUUUGAGCAGUUGUGUAUAAACUAUGCCAAUGAAAAUCUACAGCAGUUCUUUGUACGACACAUCUUCAAGCUAGAACAGGAGGAAUACGACAAGGAACACAUCAAGUGGCAUCACAUCACGUUCGUAGACAACCAGUCUAUCCUUGAUCUACUGGCCCAAAAACCCAUGAACGUGGUGGCUAUUGUCAACGAAGAGAGCAGAUUCCCAAGGGGAACAGAUGCGACAUUCUUACAGAAGCUCCAUUCGAAUCACAAGAAGAACGAUUUAUAUAUUUCCUCCAAGAAUACCUCUGACAAGACAUUUGGAAUCAAACAUUUUGCCGGCACUGUCUUCUACAACUCCGCAGGUUUUCUGGAGAAGAACAGAGACACCUUUAAUGCUGACUUGGUUGAUCUGGUGGGCAGGAGUAAGUCGCCUUUCCUGUUGGAAAUUUUUGCUAAAGAACGAGCAAUGGGCGAAGAAACCCGCAAAAGAUCCCCAACUUUAGGCGAACAGUUCAACAGGUCUCUAGACCUUCUGAUGAAGACCUUGUCAGCUUGUCAUCCAUUCUUUGUGCGAUGUAUCAAACCCAAUGAUUUCAAAAAGCCGUUGAUGUUUGAUCGCGUUCUGUGUUGUCGUCAGCUUCGUUAUUCAGGGAUGAUGGAAACCAUAAGCGUUGUUAAUGGAGAAAAAAAUGAUGUCAAAGGGAAUCAAGGGUGGUGUAGCGCUAGCUCGCUCGCCUCACACGUCUGGGAUGCCCAGGACCAUGAGUUGGAAGAAAGCCGUGACAGACUACUUACCCAACGCGCUAUUAUUAUCCAGAAGGUCGUAAGAGGCUUCUUAACCAAGAAACGGUUUGUUAAACAAAAACAGAUGGCGGUAGUGAUCCAGAAAGUCUGGCGAGGACAUCACCAGAGAGCCAGAUUCCUCAAGAUUCGUAAUGGUUACGCACGUCUCCAAGCUGUAUACCGAGCUCGGGAAAGAUCAGCCAAAUUCCAAAACCUUCGUCUCCGCGUGUGCUUUUUCCAGGCUUAUUGCCGCGGUUACAUGGCGCGAAAAGAUUUCAAUGUGCGCAUGCGUAGUAUUAUCAAGAUUCAAGCAGGGGCACGAAAGGUGCUGGCCAAGAGAACUGCAGAACGUCUCAGACUUGAGAAAGUUAAACGCGAAGAGGCAGAAAAACUUCGGCAAAUCGAAGAAAAGAAGUUGAAGAAAGGAAUGGCGUCUGACAAGGCCAAAAUGGAAGCGGAAAGACGUUACAAGGAGCGAGUAGCGAAGAUUGAAGAUGAAGUUCGUGAUCUUCAACAGCAGGACAAAGAAAAGGCGAAACUGAAGAAGGAAGAGAUUGAAAAGGCUGAAGCUUUAGCAAAACAACGCAAAGAAGCAGAUGUAGACGACGAAAAAAUGGUCGAUGAAAUGUUUGGAUUUUUACCAGAGGAGAGAGCAGCUAUACCAACAGCAGCCGAAACACCGUCAGCCUUUAAGGAUUUGGAACAGCACCAGCAGGCUAUGAUUUCCACAGAGGAUCAAGCUGUCGUUAAACGGAGAAAAGAUGGGCCCGAAGAAGACGUGUCUGAGUACAAAUUCUCGAAAUUCGCAGCCACAUACUUCCAGGGGGGUGCCACACAUACCUACAUACGAAAACCUCUGAAACAAUCACUACUGCUCCUGAAUUCAGAAGCUGAUAGCAUGGCUUCUCUCGCCGUGUGGAUCACGAUCCUUCGAUUCAUGGGUGACCUACCAGAGCCCAAGUACAUCACCUCUAAUCCCGAGGCCAAGGAUAAUUCGUCUGUCAUGAGCAAACUUUACGAUACGUUGGGAAAGAAGUUCACCAAGAAAGGAGUCGAAGGAGUAGACGAUUUCACUGGGUCCCAGUCUCCUGGACGAAUAAGAGAAGCAAAUCGCAAAAGAAUUGUAUCUCUGACUUUGAAACGAAAAUCCAAAAUCACCAAGGACGUGGCUACUAAGCUGAGGGAGGCUGAAGAAAGUGGUACUCUAGAUGGUGGAUAUGGUCCAUUAUCUGCACAGGACCGCCCAACAUCAAACCUGGAAAAACUUCACUUCAUUAUCGGCCAUGGAAUAUUGAGACUUGAAUUGCGUGACGAGAUUUAUUGCCAAAUAUGUAAACAAUUGAGCGCGAAUCCUUCUAAGACUAGUCACGCAAGAGGGUGGAUAUUGUUGUCACUGUGUCUGGGAUGCUUUGCUCCUUCAGAUAAGUUCGAGAAAUACCUAAAAUGCUUCAUCAGUGAAGGUCCGCCUGGCUACGCUCCUUACUGCGAAGAACGACUACGAAGAACACAACAGAAUGGCUGCAGAGAUCAGCCACCGAGCUGGCUAGAGCUUCAGGCAACUAAGUCGAAGAAGCCACUAAUGUUACCCAUAACAUUCAUGGACGGGAGAACCAAGACUUUACUGGCUGAUUCUUCGACAACAGCGAGAGAACUUUGCACCCAACUGGCAGACAAGAUCUCACUCAUGGAUAACUUCGGAUUUUCAUUAUACAUCGCUCUCUUCGACAAGGUCUCUAGUCUUGGUAGUGGGAAUGAUCACGUGAUGGAUGCCAUUUCCCAGUGCGAGCAGUACGCAAAAGAACAGGGAGCCCAAGAAAGGAACGCACCCUGGAGACUUUUUUUCCGCAAAGAGAUUUUCUCCCCUUGGCACGAUCCCUCGAUUGAUAAAAGUGGCACAGACCUUAUCUACCAGCAAGUCAUACGAGGAAUUAAGUUUGGUGAAUACAGAUGUGAUAAGGAUGAAGACUUUGCAGACAUAGCAGCCAAGCAGUAUUACGUGGAGUAUGGUAAAGACAUGGUUCCUGACCGGCUAAUGAAUCUAUUACCCUCAUAUCUACCGGAGUCUUUACUUGAAACUGGCCGAGGCGCGCUUGAGCAUUGGCAGGCUUUGAUUAUCGAUGCACAUAGAAAAGGAUAUUACACUCUACGAAGAGUCGAGCCUCAGGUCGUCAAAGAAGACGUCGUUAACUAUGCCCGUUACAAAUGGCCGCUGUUGUUCUCUCGCUUCUACGAAGCCUAUCAAUUCUCAGGACCCAGUCUCCCCAAGAAUGACGUCAUCAUCGCGGUCAAUUGRACCGGGGUUUACAUAGUAGACGAUCAGGAGCACGUGCUACUAGAUCUGCAGUUCCCGGAUAUUGCUCGCGUCAACUGUAAUCAGACCAAGCGUUUGGAGGGCUCAAGCUUCACAAUAUCUACAGUCAAAGGAGACGAGUACACCUUUACCUCCACGAGCGCUGAAGACAUUUGUGAGCUGGUGCAGUUUUUCUGGGAUGGUUUACGUAAUCGAUCCAAAUAUGUUGUGGCUUUAAUAGAUUAUCAGAGUCAAGGCGAAGAGUCGUCUUUCCUCAGUUUCAAGAAAGGUGAUCUCAUCGUCCUGGAGAACGAUACCGGAGAAACUGUCCUUAACUCCGGCUGGUGUACGGGUCUGUGCGAACGAACAGGGAAGGUCGGGGACUUCCCCGCGGAAUGUGUGUAUGUUCUUCCUACCACGACUAAACCUGGACAGGACACCCUGAUAACCUUUAGUGACCAAAAUCUUGAAAGCUCAGAAAAGAUCAUAGCAACCACAAAGACAGCCAUGUAUCCUGAAGGCCAAGAGGUGUUCGACAAGCCAUACACCCUGGAGGCCUUCUCCAUCGAUCACUUCUUGCCGCCAUCCAAGAGAACCUUGAGUAAGACUCUACAGACACAAGUGAGGAAGAAGGACAAGAAUAUUCCAUGGGCGUUCUCUAAGGAUCCUAUCAAGCAGCCGCUACUCAAGAGACUGGGAGGUCAGGAAGAACUGGCACAAAAGGCAACACAGAUCUUCUUAGCUAUUAUGAAGUACAUGGGUGACUACCCAUCUAAGCGAGCCAGACAAGCCACUGAACUAACUGAUGCUAUACUGGAACCAGCACUGCAACACGAACCACUUCGGGAUGAGGUCUACUGUCAGCUGAUCAAACAAAUAACAGAAAACAGGCUACCAUCAAGUUCUGAGAAGGGUUGGGAGCUUCUGUGGCUCUGUACCGGUGUUUUUGCCUGCAGUUCCUUGCUUCUCCGAGAGGUCAACCAAGUGUUCAAGUCUUGGCGAAUAAGACAACCUUUGGCACAUGACUGCCUAAUGCGCCUGCAGAAAACAAUCAGAGUUGGUCAGCGGAAGUACCCACCUCAUCUGGUCGAAGUAGAAGCCAUUCAGCACAAGACAACACAGAUCUUCCACAAAGUAUAUUUUCCAGAUGAUAGUGACCAGGCGUUUGAAGUUGAUUCGAGUACGAAGGCCAGAGAGUUCUGUUCGAUCGUCGCUCAACGUCUCGGACUCAAGUCUUCUGAUGGAUUCAGCUUAUUCGUCAAAAUUACUGAUAAAGUCAUCAGUGUCCCAGAAGGGGAUUUCUUCUUCGACUUUGUCAGACACUUGACAGAAUGGCUGAAGAAAGCAAGACCUACGAGAGACGGUCAGCUUCCCAACCUGACAUAUCAAGUGUUCUUCAUGAAGAAGCUCUGGAUUAACACAGUGGUCGGUAAAGACAACGCUGCAGAUUGUAUCUUCCACUUUUACCAGGAGCUGCCUAAAUAUUUAAGAGGCUAUCACAAGUGUACGAAAGAGGAAGCUGCACAACUUGCUGCUCUUAUCUACCGAGUAAAGUUCGGAGAAGACAAACGAGAGUUUCAGAAUAUUCCUAAAAUGUUGAAGGAACUCGUGUCGCAAGAUAUCAUGAAAGAGCGUUCUCCUGAUGAGUGGAAAAGGGAUAUCGUCGCUGCAUUCAACAAACACACUGGAAAAACCAAGAGUGAUGCUAAAGUUUCGUUUUUGAAAAUCAUCCAAAGAUGGCCGACGUUUGGUUCAGCCUUCUUCGAAGUCAAACAAACAACAGAACAGAAUUUCCCUCAGCUUCUCCUCAUCGCUAUCAACAAGAACGGUGUCAAUCUAAUUGAUCCCAAAACCAAGGAAAUCUUAGCGACAUAUCCAUUCACGAAAAUCUCAAACUGGAGCAGCGGUAAUACCUACUUUCACAUGACGAUAGGAAAUGUAGUGAAGGGCAGUAGAUUCCUGUGUGAAACAGCUCUGGGCUACAAAAUGGACGACUUGUUAACCUCGUACAUCUCUCUUGUUCUCUCCAACUUAAACAAGCAACGAAAACCUCCAACGCUUCGAGGAGUCAGGAAAUAAAUUCUCAAUACACAUUCCAGAAAAUGCCAGUAUCGCCAUUCCCUCGUCUAUUUAUGCUUUAAAUGUAUUUAUUCGUAGACGUUUUAGUGAAUGAUUUAAAGCAGUAACUGUGAAUACUGCUUUCUCUCCAUGAAUGCCAUGUUACGCGACUUGUAGUGCAUUUUGAUCGAGCUAACGUCGCGUGACCGACAUUUUUAUUGUCACGCAACAAGACUAUGCAACUUUGUCAAUACAAAUUUGUAGUGUUUUUAUUGCGAAUUUCUUGUUAUAAAACUGAAAUUGCCAACAUAAACGCAUGGCAAAACAAUCUCUUAAACAAUUUAACUAAGUUUUUCCUCGUUUUAGUGACUUUUUUUCCUUCGUUAUAAUUAGUAAUUGUGUGACGGAGUGACUCGUGUAACAUGGCCUUCUUACGUUAUUUAUAGUCACACAAUGCACCGAAAUAAAAGUCAAGAAAUGAACACUUAGAACAUAGUUCACUUAACAGCACGGGCAAUUUCGUCACGUAAUCUAAAGCAUUGCGUCAUGGGAUACCAUUGUAGAAAACACGUCGCCUUUUUAUCGAGUAAAAACCCUACAAUGCACUGCGCGUCACGUCAAAUCUAUACAAUAGCUUUCGAAAAAUAAACUCACAAAGCAAUUUUAAAUAGACAGGAGAACAGAUUUUUAGAUAUAAUUAGAAUUUCGUGACAUUUACAUAAAGCUCUACUUUGGGAUCAUUCAUUUACGUCAUGCGAGGACCUACCUAAUGCCUAUUAAUGUCUUAAGCAAUAAAGCCCUUUUUAAUCUGCUAUAUAUUUCGUUAUAAGAGCUUACUUAAUUUUCUUAACGGGAUAUUCUCGUAGUAACUUUAUCGUUUAAUAUGUAGGUGUGAUAGAGAAAUAGACUGUGACGUCACUCAAAAUCGUAGAAUCUAAAUUUGCCCAAAGAAUGACUUUGCAUUGCAAAGAAACUUUACUAAAUAUAGUUCGAGAUCAAAACAGCUUCAGUGGGUUUUAUUUUAAGUUGAAACAAGAAAAAGCUCCCUAAAUUCCUUGCAUUGACAGUAAUAAACCGCGACUCAACGUGGAGGUCCCUCUAAAUAAUUCGCAGACCAGAAAAUGCAUCGCCAUUGCCUUUCAAAGGCCAAGCCUGCGUUGAUAAUGAUAUUUAUAUAGUAAUAUUUAUCACUUUAAACAUAACAGCUGAAUAUUGAAUCCUAUUCACUCUAGAAUUUUUAAAAUGUCUAAUAUUAGUUUAUUAAUUUGCCUUAUUUUGUAAGUUGUUAAGAAAAUAAAAUGUCAUUUCUUUA
Molecule: messenger RNA, 8055 nt
Organism: Actinia tenebrosa (Australian red waratah sea anemone)
Lineage: Eukaryota; Metazoa; Cnidaria; Anthozoa; Actiniaria; Actiniidae
Product: unconventional myosin-VIIa
Cellular component (GO): cytoskeleton; myosin complex
Molecular function (GO): ATP binding; cytoskeletal motor activity; protein binding
Source: RefSeq, a predicted model, not a curated record